This is a messenger RNA of Notechis scutatus (mainland tiger snake), 1296 nucleotides long. NCBI's taxonomy places the organism in Eukaryota, Metazoa, Chordata, Lepidosauria, Squamata, Elapidae. The record is from RefSeq and is a predicted model, not a curated record.
CUGAAUGAUGUUUGGAUUCUGGACAUAAGCAACCUGUGGGUUGGUCCUCUUUUGCAGAUCCGCUUUAUCCUGAUUCAGAACCGGGCCGGCAAAACCCGUCUGGCCAAGUGGUACAUGCAGUUUGACGAUGACGAGAAGCAAAAGCUGAUUGAAGAAGUGCACGCAGUGGUCACUGUCCGAGAUGCCAAGCACACUAAUUUUGUGGAGUUCCGAAACUUCAAGAUCAUCUACCGACGUUACGCGGGGCUCUACUUCUGUAUCUGCGUGGACGUGAACGACAACAAUUUAGCUUACCUUGAGGCCAUUCACAACUUUGUGGAGGUGAGUGUGGGCCUGUCCAGCUGCAAAGCAGGCCUGUUUCCCCCCCCCCUCGCAGCCCCCUCUGCCACUUUGCCCCUGAUGAUGAAGUGCGUGGAGGAGAACAACGGCGUCUCCAAGCACAUCAGCCGCUUCAUCCUGCCCAUCGGGGCCACGGUCAACAUGGACGGAGCGGCCCUCUUCCAGUGCGUCGCCGCCGUCUUCAUCGCCCAGCUCAACAACGUCUCGCUCAACUUCAUCCAAGUCAUCACCAUCCUCAUCACAGCGACAGCAUCCAGCGUGGGAGCAGCUGGGAUUCCCGCAGGGGGCGUCCUGACCCUGGCCAUCAUCCUGGAGGCCAUUAGCUUGCCCACCAACGACAUCUCGCUCAUCCUGGCGGUGGAUUGGAUUGUAGACCGGACGUGCACUGUCCUGAAUGUGGAGGGCGAUGCCUUUGGCGCUGGGCUCCUGCAGGUGUACUCGGAGAAGAAAAUGGGCCAGACGGCGAUUGACGACCUGUUGGAGGUUAAGACGGAGGCCCUGGAGGCCGGCAAGGGAGAGGGGAUAGAGGAGGGGUCCCCCCUCAUUAAGCAGAAUGGUCCAGCCCAUUUAGAGAAUAGCAAGUCUCGUGAAAAGGAAUCCGUGAUGUGAUCGAGCUCAACAACGUCCGGAUGAUUUAGGAGGAGAUGCUCUUCUCAUCCAACGAAAAAAGAAAAAAGAACUUGAAAACUUUUCUCCAAAAAAGGAACUUAGAACUUUUUUUUUUUUCAAAAAAGAACUUCAAAAAGACACCAUUUUGCUCCGUCUUUCAAGAUCGGAAUUUCCCAGGUGAGGGGAGAUUAAAUAACGGGAAUGGAGAACUUUCCUACUGAGAAUUUGCUUUAAACACAGCCUUUUUUCCCCUUCCCACCGUUGUUUCUUCUCUGAACUUCAUGCAGUUUGUACCGUGUCUUCCGCAAAAUUAGACCCUGUCUUAUAUUUUUUUGUGCCACCAAAAAA